UUUUGGGGUUGAGUGACUGCAAAUUCCCGCUCUCACUGUAUGGAGCCCUCUCCGAAGCGCCUGCAAGCCGGCAUAAUCUCUAGGAUCCAUCUCGAGAACUUCAUGUGUCACAGCAAUCUCGACAUUGAGUUCGGAGACUUGGUUAACUUCAUCACCGGUCAAAAUGGGAGCGGAAAGAGCGCAAUAUUAACCGCACUUUGUGUCGCAUUCGGCUGCCGAGCUCGUGGUACGCAGCGAGCGAAUACACUCAAGGAUUUUAUCAAAACUGGCUGCAGCUCUGCGCUUGUCCAAGUUGAGAUAAAGAAUCAAGGUGAAGAUGCUUUCAAGCAUGAACUGUAUGGAGACACCAUCACUGUGGAGCGUAGAAUCACAGAAUCUGCUGGUGGCAGCAUCACAUUAAAAAAUAGUCAAGGUAGAAAAAUUGGCUCCAAGAGAGAGGAUCUCCGUGAGAUUGUAGAAUACUUCAAUAUUGAUGUAGAGAAUCCAUGCACAAUCAUGACACAAGACAAGAGUAGAGAAUUUCUGCAUUCAGGCAAUGACAAAGACAAGUUCAAGUUCUACUUCAAGGCAACACUUCUUCAACAGGUGGAUGACCUACUAAACGGAAUUGGCAAGCAGCUACAAGAUGCAAAUGGCCUGAUUAGUCAUUUGGAAGAUUCGUUAAGGCCGGCAAAGAAGGAACUUGAUGAACUACAAGAAAAGAUAAAAAACAUGGAAGUUAUGGAGGAGAUGUCACAACAGGUGCAGUUAUUAAGAAAGAAACUAGCUUGGUCGUGGGUAUAUGAUACUGAUAGAAAACUUGAUGAGCAACAUAAGUUGAUUGAAAAGCUAAAAGGAAGGAUACCUAGCUGUCAAGCAAUGAUUGACCAGAAUCAUCACAAGAUGGAAAAGUUGAAUGAUCGAUUGGCAGCAAAGAAAGAUGAAAUAUCAAAUAUGAUGGAAAGAACAUCUGAAGUUAGAAGAUUGAAGGAGGAUCUACAGCAAAAUCUUUCUAUGGCUGUGAAGGAGCAGCUUGAGCUAACAGGGGAACAAGAGCGCAUAAAUAGGCAAAUUGAAAAUAUGGUUAAACAGGUCAGAUCACUCGAGAGGCAGAUCCAGGAAAUGCAUGAGCAGUAUCAGCAAAAUACACAGGCUGAAGAAAAUGAGAUGGAGGAAAGGCUUAGGGAACUUCAAGCUGAAGUUGAUAAUGCUAAUGUCAACAUUCAGAGAUCGAAGGAAGAAGAGGAAAAUAUGCGGCAGAGGAUAGCUAUGGUAGAUAAUGAAAUACACCAGAUUUCCAUUCAGAUUGAAGAUGUCGAUAAAAGCAAUCGUGAUAUUUCCUCACGGAUACGUGAAAUCCAAAUGCAUCAAAGGAAUAAGGUUACUGCAUUUGGAGGAGGUCGGGUAACCAAUCUUUUACAGGCGAUCGAGCGGAACCAGCAUAAAUUUAGUAUUCCACCCAUUGGUCCCUUAGGUGCCCAUGUGGAAUUGGAACAUGGAGACAUGUGGGCUAUAGCUAUUGAAACUGCAGUUGGCAGGUUGCUCAAUGCUUUCAUUGUCACGGAUCAUAAAGAUUCUCGUAUCUUAAGAGCAUGUGCAAGAGAAGCUAACUAUAACCACUUACAGAUUAUCGUGCAUGAUUUUCGCAGACCGAGGAUCAACAUUCCGAAUCACAUGCUGCCUCAGACUAAUCAUCCCACUGCAUUGUCUGUUCUGCAUUCAGACAAUUCUACAGUACUCAAUGUUUUGAUUGAUAUGGGUAAUGCUGAGAGGCAAGUGCUUGUCAAAGAUUAUGAAGUUGGUAAAACUGUCGCCUUUGAUCAGAGGAUACCAAACCUUAAGGAGGUUUACACAUCGGAUGGGUACAAAAUGUUUUACCGUAGUUCAGCUCAAACAAUUCUUCCCCCAAACAAAAACGUUAGGGCUGGCCGACUUUCUGGUUCAUUUGAUGAUCAAAUUAAAUAUCUGGAGAGAGAAGCUUCAGAAGCAAAACUGAAAGCCCAACAAGGCCGUGGACAGAAACGGGCCAAGGAGGAAGACUUGACGGAUCUCCGGAACACAUUAAGCAAUAUGAAGAGAAGGCGCAUGGAUCUGGAACGGCGUUGUAGGUCAAAAGAAUUUGACCUGAAAGAUGUUAAGAAACUGCUUUCCUCAGAAGCUAAUGGAGCAGAUGAUUCUAAUCUGGACGACAUUCGUCAAGAGAUAUCUAAACUGCAAGAUGAAAUACAAGAAAAAAAGGCUUUACUAGCAAAAGUUCAUAAUAGGGUGAAAGAAGCUGGAACUAAAGCUAAUGAACUUAAAAUGUCACUGGAGAAUCUUUGUGAUUCAGCAAAGGCAGAAAUUGAGGCAUUAGCAGAAGCAGAGAAUGAACUGAUGAUGAUUGAGAGAGAUCUAAAAGAAGCAGGAAAGGAUAAAAAGCAUUAUGAAGGAGUUAUGCAAUCAAAAGUCCUUGCUGACCUAAAAAAUGCUGAGGCUGGGUAUCGGGAACUUGAGCACAGCUGUCAGGAGAGUCGUCGUAAAGCAUCAAUUAUAAUUCCGGAGGGUGAGAUUGAGGCAUUGGGAUGCAUUAAGGAAAGCAAUCCCGAGAACCUCAGUGCUGAACUUACUAGGUUGACUGAAAGACUUAAGCGUGAGGGCCAAAGAUUCCCGGAAUCAAUUGAUGAUCUCAGAAUGUUACAUGAGAAAAAAGAGCGUAAAAUAUCAAGAAAACUGCAUACUUACAAAGCCUUCAAGGAAAAGUUGGAAGCAUGUGAUAAGGCACUAAACGUGAGAUAUGGCAAAUUCCAGAGGAACGCAACUCUUCUGAAGCGUCAGCUGACAUGGCAAUUCAAUGGUCAUUUGAAAAAGAAAGGGAUCAGUGGUCAGAUCAAAGUUAGUUAUGAAGAGCAGACUCUCUCAGUAGAGGUAAAGAUGCCGCAAGAUGCAUCAAGCAGCUCUGUUCGUGACACUAGCGGACUUUCAGGUGGUGAGAGAUCCUUUUCAACAUUAUGUUUUGCCCUUGCACUUCAUGAGAUGACAGAAGCACCUUUUCGGGCAAUGGAUGAGUUCGAUGUAUUUAUGGAUGCAGUUAGCAGAAAAAUCAGCUUGGAUGCUAUAGUAGAUUUUGCUUUGGCCCAAGGUUCUCAAUGGAUAUUUAUAACCCCACAUGACAUCAGUAUGGUUAAAAAUGAUGAAAGGAUCAAGAAGCAACAAAUGGCUGCUCCUCGAGGGUGACUGUUCAAAACUGCAUCUCGUAUCACAGGGUGGUUCGACUAUCAGUUCUGCCAAUUAUCUAGGUUUUUGUUUGAUCAUCUCUGUUGGGUGGUCUCUUAGCUCUAACUAUAUAAGUUAUUCCCAUUGAUGUUAAUGGGUUCAGAAAUGGCACAGAUUCUUGCUUGCAGUUUCACUUAGUCUACGAGUCAUGUUGAGGAGUGGCUCAUUGCAUGUCUCGUUAACUUGGUGUGAACUUGCUUUUUAAGAUAGGAUUGUUUUGCUUACUUAA
This is a messenger RNA of Salvia splendens (bonfire salvia), 3460 nucleotides long. Its product is annotated as structural maintenance of chromosomes protein 6B. Bases 40 to 3192 code for a protein of 1050 amino acids. NCBI's taxonomy places the organism in Eukaryota, Viridiplantae, Streptophyta, Magnoliopsida, Lamiales, Lamiaceae. Gene Ontology annotation, cellular component: nucleus; Smc5-Smc6 complex; chromosome. The record is from RefSeq and is a predicted model, not a curated record. The transcript is spliced from 28 exons. Gene Ontology annotation, biological process: chromosome organization; double-strand break repair via homologous recombination. Gene Ontology annotation, molecular function: protein binding; single-stranded DNA binding; ATP binding.